Pisolithus orientalis is the source of this 625-nucleotide messenger RNA. Its product is annotated as histone H2B. The coding region runs from base 44 to 514 and encodes 156 amino acids. The record is from RefSeq and is a predicted model, not a curated record. Gene Ontology annotation, biological process: nucleosome assembly. NCBI's taxonomy places the organism in Eukaryota, Fungi, Basidiomycota, Agaricomycetes, Boletales, Pisolithaceae. Gene Ontology annotation, molecular function: DNA binding; protein heterodimerization activity; structural constituent of chromatin. The transcript is spliced from 5 exons. Gene Ontology annotation, cellular component: nucleosome.
UUCUCACCUUUCUCUUCUUUUCUCCAUUCAUUUGCAGACGGCGAUGGCAGCAGGAAAGACCAGUGCCGAACCCAGUGUAGUGCCUCCCUCCAAGGCAGCCAAAGCACCUGCCUCUAAGGCAUCCAAGGCACCCGCUUCCACCUCUGCCACUGGCGGGAAAAAGUCUGGACAACGCAAGGCAUCGACGGAAGGGGAAAAUGGAGAGAAAAAGAAGAAGAAGAAAGCGAGAAAGGAAACCUAUAGUUCCUACCUCUACAAGGUUCUCAAACAAGUUCACCCGGAUACCGGUAUCUCCAAUAAGGCAAUGGCUGUAUUGAACUCGUUUGUAAACGAUCUGUUCGAGAAAAUAGCAACGGAAGCAAGCAAGCUCGCUUCAUAUACCAAGAAAUCUACCAUCUCAUCCAGAGAGAUACAGACCGCCGUGCGCCUCAUUCUUCCCGGUGAACUUGCCAAGCACGCCAUCAGUGAAGGGACCAAGAGCGUCACCAAGUUUUCUGCGUCCUCUGGGAGUUAGACGUGUCAGGCCCACAUCUUCGCUCAGCCCAUUUAGGGUAUGUCAACAUCGAGAUUACUUGACACCCCUGGCAUAGAACAUGUAGCAUAGUAUAUCUCUCACUCUGUAAAU